Messenger RNA from Coffea arabica (coffee), 1403 nucleotides. The record is from RefSeq and is a predicted model, not a curated record. NCBI's taxonomy places the organism in Eukaryota, Viridiplantae, Streptophyta, Magnoliopsida, Gentianales, Rubiaceae.
AUUUGCCAAGACAAUGGAGAAGGUGCGUGGGCCCUUCAGUUCUUUCUGCUGCAACCUGUUCUUGCUGUUUGUUCUUGUUUCAGUACGUCCAAACCUUGCAGUGGCUGGUUCCGUGGUUAAGUUUCUUCCAGGAUUUGAAGGCCCUCUCCCGUUUGUGCUCGAAACAGGGUAUAUUGGAGUUGGUGAAUCGGAGGAUGUGCAACUCUUCUACUACUUUGUCAAGUCAGAGUCAAAUCCUCAAAUAGAUCCCCUUUUGAUUUGGUUAACUGGAGGCCCUGGCUGCUCUUCAUUUUCGGGGCUCGCUUAUGAGAUAGGACCAGUGAAAUUCCAGGGAGUACUGUAUGAUGGGACAUUGCCCAAGUUGGUGACAAAUCCCUAUUCUUGGACCAAGCUUGCAAGCAUCAUCUUCCUGGAUUCGCCGGUGGGAACUGGCUUUUCUUAUGCCCGGACUGCUAAAGCUUCUCAGUCUUCAGAUUUGCAAGCUUCUGAACACACGUAUGAAUUUCUUAGGAAGUGGCUACAUGAUAACCCCGAGUACAUGUCCAAUUCAUUCUACAUUGGAGGAGACUCCUACGCAGGCAUUAAUGUUCCAAUUGUAGCUCAACUGGUAUCAAAUGGUAUGAAGUUAUUCUUUGGAUACAUACUUGGAAACCCAGCACCGACCACUCAAGGCGAUGGAAACCAUGCAAUCCCGUUUGCUCAUAGGAUGGCGCUAAUCUCUGAUGAACUCUAUGAGUCCUUGAAAGCGACCUGUAAAGGAGAAUAUGUAAAUAUAGACCCCAGCAAUGCGCCCUGCUUGAAGAAUAUCCAGGCAUACAAUAAGCUGAUUGAUAACAUCAACAUUGAGCAUGUGCUGGAGCCCACUUGUCCUGAUGUUUCACCAAAGCCAAAUAACUUAUUCAGUGGCAGGAGAUCAACUGUUGAAACGUUCUAUAAGAAGUUUGAGGAGCUUGACGUUCUGGAAUUUAAUGCAGUUGAAUGUCGUGUGACCGGAGAGGAGCUUCUAUACUACUGGGCUAAUGACAGGAGUGUCCAAGAGGCCCUCCAUGUGCGAAAGGGGACUAUUAAUGAGUGGAUUAGAUGCAACUAUAGCAUACCAUACACAAAAAAUGCAGGGAGCGCUGUACCAUACCACGCAAACCUCAGCACUAAAGGUUACAGAUCUCUCAUAUACAGUGGUGACCAUGAUAUGAUCUCACCAUAUUUGGGAACUGAAGAAUGGAUAAGAUCUCUAAAUUACCCAACUAUUGAUGAUUGGAGACAAUGGAUUCAUCAAGGCCAAGUUGCAGGUUAUACAAGGACUUAUGCAAAUAAGAUGACAUUUGCAACUGUAAAGGCGAGAAAUUCCUCUUUCUCUUGCUUUAGUGUAGGUUUUCAGGUUGUAUUAAGUUAAGAACACUGUU